GAGCUCUUUGGCUCGGUUACUCGGUUAGUCGUUCGCGAGUAGCGACGCGGAUGGAACGUGCCGUGAAGUGUACUAACUCGACUAGACGUUUGGUGUUAUAUUUGUAUUUGGAACAUGUGCUGUGCUUGACUCCAGAAAAUGACCACCGGUGAAAUUUGCUGCAAUAACAAAUGGUAUGCGUUUAUCGAAGCGCGUAGCUGAGAGGGUGCGAUGCACUUGCGUGCGCUGCUCUCGCUCUCGCUUGAACGGACUGCCGGCAUGAAGGGUCAACCGGUUUGGACCACGUCGCCCCCUGGCGAGCCUUUGGUACGCGCUCCGGUGGGCAAGCCUAGGUGUCCACCAGCUAUAUCAAGAUUAAGAGUGGAGAAGGUGGAAGGCGGGCUGGCAGUCGCUGGAGUGGUCGUCGCAGCAAACUGUCAAAUUGUGCUGCCCAUUUUCGGCUUCCUCUUUAUGCUCGUUGGCUGUGUGCUUACAGCUGCUUCAUAUCGCGGUUGUGGAGAGAACGAAGAGCCUCAUCAUUAUGCUGAGAGGAUCGCGUUCACCGGCAACUCCAGGGUACUCGGUCCCGUUUGCAUCGUCGCUGGAGCACUUAUGACGAUUGCUGGUAUAGUUUUGUGUAUAUUGAUGCGCGCCGCUCAACGUCGACAACGCAGACUGGCCUUCCAUUGUCCUAUCCAUGGAGACUUCUACCCACUUAGUCCACAAAAUAGCAGAAAAUAUUCUCGCAGUCCACUAGGCCUCUGGCGUCGGUUACGAAGCUGGCUGGGGAUGGUAGAAGAGGGUGAGUCUCCACGCUGCCCGCGGUCUACUGAGCCCGCCUCGCCGGCACGAGCUGACGCGCCCUGUCCUCCCCCCUUGCCUUUCUUAGUUCCAUCGGAUUCUGUUGUAGGCAUGGCGUCCGUGUUGGGAGCGCCCCUUAGUCCUGAACAAACAUUCGGAUCUAUUAAAUCCUUGGCAAUAUCCAGAGAGGUAGCCAGCUUUCCGUUGUCCCGGUCUCCAACACCGCCACCUCUAAGCUGUCCUCCAUUCAAAGAAGAGUCGAAAAGUUACGACAACAACAUCCCGAACUCGGUGACGCGUCCCGACUUCGACUGUGGUUCACCCACGUGCAACUAUCGCGUCGUCGAAUGUAAACUGACCACCGCCGAUGAAAUAUCGAGAAGUGCCCCUAUCAAUCCUAGUGUGCAUAGUCUAGUCUCAGACAGACCGGUCAGACCUAGCACGGUCUCUAUAACCAUACCCAAUGAGGGGAAGGGUUAACAUUAACACUUUCAAAGUGAUAUAUAUACCUUAGACAAUUAGUGACAUAAAUGUUCAAAGUGAGCUAUUAUUAUGUGGCGUGAGAAUGUGAUGACCACAGAUACAAAAACUCACUGUGUGUACAAACCUUAAUUAUGUCCUGUACAUACAUUAAAUUGGAUUCACAUUAUAUGCUUGUUAAAUUUUGAUAUCUGCUCAAACGAUCACAUUCGUCUUCCGCUACCGCUCACCUUUUUUGAACACGAAUGAGUCCGAAUUAUCGGAGAUCAUUGUUUGACAGAACUGAUAUAAUUUAAUUAAAUACUACCUAAAACCAUUCUGCAUUUCAUUGCAGUUUGUCUAUGGUAGUUGGUUAUCGCUUAAUAUCAACAUUGUGCGAAUAUUUUUCUCAAUUUAAAAACCAUAUUUUUCAUUUGUUCGAAGCAAUACAUUGCGCCAAAUGUCGUAUUCGGGUAACUGAGAUUGUAAUGUGUAUUGAUUGUAGAUGUAUAAAUAUGUAACAUAUUGUUAUUUUUUAUUUCUACAUUGAGAGAUUAUUUGAAAUCGUCCUAAUAUUUCUUAGGAAUUGGAAAUACCAAGUGGACGAUGGUGUGUUAGUUCAUGAUAAGUAAUAGAUAUAGAACGUGUGUAUGCGGUAUAUGUAAACUAUUUAUUCUCAAAUUUUUUCGGUAAUAAAUUAGAGCAUAGAACAGCAUUCAGGUUUUAAUUCUAGCUUGUCACGUUGUUGUAAUGCUCACACAGGCAAUCUAGUCGUGUUGGUCUGCAUCAUAUUACUUUCACGUUAUCAUUAAUACAUUAUGCAAUACGUUAAUCUUUAAUGUUAUUGGAACUCAUAUACAAAUAUAAUGUGGUAGAGAAAACGAUGUAAUAAUUUGGCUCAGUAGGAAAACGUUCCUUAAAUUUAAAUAUUGUUGUAGAAAAUUGUCCAUUACAUUCAUUUAUAAUUGUAAUUUUACUUGUAGAAUAAGUAAUAAUAAUAAUAAGAAUGCAUACAAAACAUACCCUAGGUAUAGGUCCCAAAUGUGAUAUUUUGUUUAUUUAGCGAUGUCCUAUUUUCCUUGUACAAGCAAUCAUAAUUAACAGAAUAAUUUUUAUUUCAAAUAAUUUAAUAAAUUUAAACAUUCAGUUUCAAUAUUGUUUGGUGAAUGAGCCAAAAGAAGAUGCCAAAAUAGAAUGCGUUCACGUCCAUGAAUAAUUGUGUGUAAUAUGCUUACCUAUUUGUAUAUACUCACAUAUAUAUUAAUUUCGUGCUCAGAAAAGACAAUUAGUAAGAAAGCAAGAUGUAGAUAAACUUAUAUAGUCCACGUAGAUAUAGAUUGGUACUAAAUAAGUCUUUAUCAAUUUAUAAGUUAUGUGAUGAAGGCAUUUAUUGGCCAAGAUAAUUUAAAACAUAAGGAACGUAAUUUUUUAUAAUCAAUAGUUAAGUGCCACGCCUAAAUAAUCUAUUGUAUACCUAAAUUAAGCUUAUUUAAUAUUGUUAUAAUUAUAAGGAUGAAAUGAAAACACAGAUUUGAGUUAAUA
Galleria mellonella (greater wax moth) is the source of this 2781-nucleotide messenger RNA. RefSeq lists its product as uncharacterized. NCBI's taxonomy places the organism in Eukaryota, Metazoa, Arthropoda, Insecta, Lepidoptera, Pyralidae. The transcript has 7 exons. Bases 211 to 1260 code for a protein of 349 amino acids. The record is from RefSeq and is a predicted model, not a curated record.